UACAGCAUUACAACAGGCUUGAAUCACUAAACAAACAAUUGAACAAACACUCAACUGAAUAAUGAAAACAAAAGUUAAUAAAACUGAACCACAAGUUAAAAGUAGGACCAAACCGUAGUGCCAGGUCCUUGAUGUGAAAAAGUUUGAGAACCACUGGUGUACUCUAUUUGUGAAAACUGAAAAUAUGUGGUCUAAUUUGGUCUGGAUGGGAUAAAAAGUAGUAAAAUCUCCCUUUUUCAGUUUCCACAAAUAAAAUAAGGUUUCACAAAUCGGAAACUGUUUUAAUGAAUCUUUGGAGUCAUUUGACAAGACUAAGUGUGUGGUUUUUGAUCUGGAUGGGAAAAAGCAGUGAAAUUACCCUCUUUUCUGUUUUCAUAAGCUAAGUAAAGGUCUCAUAAAUCUGAAACUUUUUAAACAGCGUUAAGGCUUUUGCUACGUUGUUCAACAUACUUUCACAAGAGUAAGCGGUGGAAAAAAAACUGAGAAUCAGCCACUAAAUAUCAUAUUUAUCUGAAGAUAACUUCAGCUUCUUCCUCCUUAAGCCAGUUUGCCGCGAAGUUUAGCUAAUGUGUCCAAACACUGAAGAUGCUCAGAGAAAUACAGCAGGUGCUGCGGUUGGUCAUGAUUUUGAGAAAGCAAAGACAACAGCAGGGUGUGAAGACUGCUGGGGGGCUUUUGGUGCUGCUAUGGCCUGAAACAGCAGCUCCAGUUCAAAGCCUGAACUGCACUGUUGCAGCUGCUGGUCCAUGGUGCACGGGGAUUAAAAUGGAAGCACUCCAAGCUGUCCUCACAGACUUGAAGGAGAGCAUCAUGUUUCCCUGUGCAGGGCCGUGUCCUGAACCUGACCCUGAGGAGCUGUGUGCCUUCACUGAUCUGCACGGUUCCCUCAGAUUACUGCUGUCCUUUCAGGUACAAACAACAAUGAAGGAUGCAAGACUUGUCGGUCCAGAUUGGCAGCCUCAUAUUGAAGCUUUCCUGCACACAUUCAGUUUAGCUAACGCCGGGAUCAGAAUACACCUCAAAUCCAAAUUCAAUCAGCAGACCAUCCAGCAAGAAUUUAGAGUGAAUAUCAAAAGUAAAGUUGCUCGUGCAGUCCAGCCAUCACUGCUCUUGGAUGUCACCAGCAGUACACAUCCCCCGGUGCAUGUGAAGAAAGGAAACUGGUGUCAGGGAGGUCAUCCUGUUCUUGGAGGCAGGUUUCCACUAAGUAUCCCACCAGAAGCCAUGGACCGAGGCCUGUACGGAGAGCUGAGCGUCCAGUUUGUCACACUUCUGAGCCCUUGCGUGCAGCAGUACCCUAAUCUGGCAACGCGGCUCACUGAAAUACAAGUGUUGGUAUACAGCCCCAGUAAUGUUCCUGUAACUGGCCCCUCCGCCUUCUUCCAGAACCUCCCUGCUCAUCUGGACUGUCAGGAACUGGGCCUGCAGGGCCUUCACUGCUCCUCCUUCACAGAUCUUGCCCAUAGCAGCGGCAUUGUGUACACAGUAGAACAAGAAAACUGUGAGGAGCCACAGCGAGAAUCAAAUCUUCUCCCCAUGAAACAGAAGCUCUUGAUUUUCCUCUUCCUGCAGCACAGCGACUCCUUCAUCUCCCAGCUCUCUGAUAUUAUGGCUACUGAGGCACUGAUAGAGCACCACCUGGAGGAUAUUCUGAACAACAACAGCCGAGCGGUCACAACAGCACUUCAGACUGAGCUGAAGAACACACUGAAAUCCCAAAAUCACAGAAAUAAGGACCAAGAGAAGCUGCGAUCAGCUGUUGAAGUGAUUCUCAGUUCGUCCAUUGGUAUCGUGAGCUGCAGCAGUAACAUGGACUUCAGAAAUGCCUGCCUGAACAGCAUGAAGGUGCCUGACACUCAUGAACUGUCGGCCUCCCUCCGUGAAUCACUGAGGACGGUGACAUCAUGGAAAUUCAUUCCCAAGGGCAGGUGUCACACUGUUCAGAUGGAAGAGCAUCCUGAGAGUGAUGAAGAGCCCACAAGAACAGAAAUCUGAGAACGUUGUGUGUUUUAAAAGAGUUCUUUUUCUGGUUGAAAGCUGUUAAUAUAAUAAUAUAAUAUAUCUGCAAUUUAAGGCAGGUAGCAAUGCAUUUAGGAAUUGUGCUGAGAAUAGAAAUAUCUAUUUAACUUUUAAUUUUAGACAAAAUACAUCUUUUUCAUUAUAGUUUGUGUGUUACAGUAGAUAUCAUUGCUUUAACAUAGUUUUAAGACCAACAUUGAACUGCAGUUUUGGAUUUUUUUUGACAUAAUCCUGUGUUGAUACCCCUAAAUAAACAAUGUGGUACAAUAA
Molecule: messenger RNA, 2289 nt
Organism: Thunnus maccoyii (southern bluefin tuna)
Lineage: Eukaryota; Metazoa; Chordata; Actinopteri; Scombriformes; Scombridae
Gene: top6bl
Product: DUF4554 domain-containing protein
Exons: 14
Coding region: 586-1995 (469 amino acids)
Biological process (GO): meiotic DNA double-strand break formation
Source: RefSeq, a predicted model, not a curated record